CCGAAUUCGGAAAUCCAGGCUGGAAUCCGGAGACCACAGCCUCUCAUUUGGAUCUUGAUUCGGAUACCUAAAAUCACAGAAUCAAAUUUCGCAUUAUCAACAACUCGAGGGCCUCGGCCAAAUUUGAGGUGCGGCGGAGGAUAAGCCAAAAUAAGCUCACCCCAUUAUAAGAUUAUGUCUUCGGUAUCCAAUUUGGGGCUUUCUUGAGGGACAGAGAGAGAGAUGGCGGAGCUGUGUUUGAUGGCUUCGCAUGCCUGCCACCCUCCCGGAUUGGGGGUUGCUUCCCAUCAAGAACUUGCUCCAAUUAGGGUUUCCGAUGAAUAUCACCAUUUCCUCCCCUAUAACGGGUCGAGGCAGGACCUUGUUGAUCCCCUUUCGUUCAAUCUAAGCGGGCUGCACAAGGAGGAGUGGAGAUCCCCGAGUGGAUUAUUGGAUCCAAUCACUUACUCGGAUUUGGCUCGGCGUGUAGGAAGCAUGCAGUCGUUGAGUUUCAAGACAGACACCAGUCUUGACUCCGUGCCUUCUGGCUCUGGGAUUGUCGAACGAUGUGCAAAGCAGGAGAAGAUCUUGAAGCUACUUGCCUCGGGAUCAAUUGAAGAAGAAGAUCCGUUGCUAAAUUUGUCGAUGCUCUAUGAUCUAGCGGGACCUCAGUCACUGAUUGCAGAUUUGCCUCUUAUAUAUCCAACAGGGGAGCUCUUUCUCAAGGAACCGUCGUUGGACUUGGCCGAAGAGAGAAGCUACACCAGCACUGAAAUGGCUGAUAUGCUUACAAUAAUCUCCGACAUUCAUUCACUGAAGAAAAUGAAUAAAUCAAGUAGGCAGACGAUGCUGGUCCCUUAUUUCGAGUGGCGUAGAAAAGCAAGUGCAAGUACUAAUGCAUCAAAACUCGCGACCGAGAAAGUUAUGUCUCCCAAGAGCCAUGAUAAGGUGAAGGAAAAGACACCACGAAAGAAGAAAACAACGAGGGAUUCCUACAGCAGCAGCUCCCUUCACGCUUGCGAAAGUCUUCUAUCCGUGAUUAUGGACAGGAAGCAGCCGGGUGGGAACACAAUCCUCUCGUUGAAGAAAUCUGGUCCCCAGCUGCCCCGACUCCUCACUCAGUUCUCGGCCAGUAUUGCCGGGACUGGCAUUGCUGUAGUCUUAUCCGUUCUCUGCAGAGCAGCCUACAACCAGCUGCCCUUUUGCGCGUCCAAGAUUCUAAGCACCGGAUUGGGCUUAGGUCUUGUCUGGCUUGCUUGGGCCGUCAACAGGCUGAGGGAUACGGUUGUCUCGAUCAGCAAAACCUCCAGCAAAGGCUACGUCAAGGAAGAGGAGAUGGUGAGUGCUUUGGACAGGAACUUGAAAGACAUCUACUUCAGGGUGAUCGCAUUGGUCGUUGUUGUCGCCCUCAAGGUGGCCUAGCCCGAGAAAUGAAGAGGCAUAUGGUUCGAACCCCCGACCUAUUGGUUUAAAGAGAUUCAUCUCGUGUAUAAACGAAGAAACAAUGGAAUUAUAACUAAUAAAAAUCAAUCUAGUACUAAUUAUUGAGCA
Molecule: messenger RNA, 1530 nt
Organism: Salvia hispanica
Lineage: Eukaryota; Viridiplantae; Streptophyta; Magnoliopsida; Lamiales; Lamiaceae
Source: RefSeq, a predicted model, not a curated record